CUCCGUCUGCUCAGACCUCCCGGCUCGACUGGCGGCGCGCGCGGCGGUAAAAUGUCUGUUCCAGGAUCCUACCAGGCGGCCGCUGGGCCCUCCUCGGUGCCAACCGCGCCCCCAUCCUAUGAAGAGACGGUGGCCGUCAACAGUUACUACCCCACGCCUCCAGCACCCAUGCCUGGGCCGAACACGGGGCUCAUGACGGGCCCGGAUGGGAAGGGGAUGAACCCACCUGCCUAUUACACCCAGCCAGUGCCUGUCCCCAAUGCCAAUGCAAUUGCCGUGCAGACAGUCUACGUGCAGCAGCCCGUCUCCUUUUAUGACCGCCCGGUCCAGAUGUGUUGCCCUUCCUGCAACAAGAUGAUUGUGACGCAGCUGUCGUACAAUGCGGGCGCCCUCACCUGGCUCUCCUGUGGGAGCCUGUGCCUGCUGGGGUGCAUCGCAGGCUGCUGCUUCAUCCCUUUCUGUGUGGACGCCCUGCAGGACGUGGACCACCACUGUCCCAACUGCAAAGCUCUCCUGGGCACCUACAAGCGUUUGUAGGACUCGGCCAGACGUGAAGGGAGCCAUGUGCUGCAGGAAGGCCUCUCCGACUCUUCACCCAGCCCCUCUGCUCCUGGAGAAGGCUCUACCUUGGUGGUCUCGUGUCUCCAGGGGCUCCACCUUCGUGUCUUCUUUUGGGGGGGAAAAUAUCGCAAAAAUCACACACCUCCAAACCCCAGAAAUGACUGCUCGGAGUCGUGCACAGACAUGCAAAGACAUUCUCCUUGAGUGCUGGGUCCAGGGUUUUCUGUCUCCCUCCUCCCCCGGACCGUGACCCCAAGUCAUUCCAUCUUACUGAGAUCGUUGUCCCGUCUGAGUAUCUUCUGGUGAUUUGCCACUGGCUGGCUUCUUUUCUUGCUUCAGUGGGCCUUUCUGUCAGUGGUCUCCAAAUCAGAAGCCCCAGACUGCCUUAUUUUUGAAACUGUUCUGGCCCCAGUACGGCUGAACCAACCUUUAGUGCCUACCACCAUAGCCAUCUGUUUCCACUUCUGAUGACAAAAACCUUAUAGGCUAAGGGCUUGGCUCUCAGAUUCUGUAGCUGCAGGCUUUUAAAUAGCACAUGAAUUCACUUUAAUUUCUUAAUUUGUCUCUGAGUACAAGCAGGGGUUAUUCACACCCACAUAGCCAUGAGGUCAUAAACGCAGGCUAGAAAUAGAAGGCUGGAUCUUAUCACUAAUCUGCCUCCUUGGGACCAGAUCCUCAGCCACUUUCCACGAAGGGCUUUUUUCUGGUAGAGUGAUUGUUUUAUAUUAACACUUUUUGUGACCUUCUUUUGGUCUUAAACACCUUUGAGCAUAAUUUUGAAAGAAGAGACUUAUGGAACCAUUUUCUGUAACCAUAUGACUGGUAUCAUUUUCCUAUUUACCAGCGCACACUCACUUUUUUUUUUUUUUUGCCUUAACAGGAAAAGUAAUGGAUAAUUUCAUCCACUGUCUUUUCUUGGGUUUAGUGUGGUUCCUAGAAACCUCUAUAAUGGAACUCAUUAAAGUUGGGCCCUUUUGGGGUUCCCAGUGGAUGUUUGGAAAGACAAAGCACGUUUGAGCACGUCUGGGUACCAUGGUGCUGAAAAGCGUGGGGACCCGACUGUUUCAAAGGCAUCUGAAGUCUGGAUUUUAUUUUUCAGAAAUACAGUUUGUGUAACAUCGGAAGACAUGAUUCCUAGGACUGAAGCAGCAAGCUAGAGUUCUCAGUUUGCUGCUGUGUCAUCUUUGAAAUCAAGACAAAGCCGGGCUCGAAUUUCAAGAGUCCCCGUUUUGAUAAUGAAUAGGCACAAGGAAUGCAUAUGAAUAAUACUCUGUAGAAAUCAAAACCUAGACAUUGAUCAAAAAUCUGUAUAUUGGGUGAAAAUUAUAGUCAUAACCCAUUGAUUCAUUUAAUGUUUUGAAACUUCCAGGAAUUAUUUUUACAAUGACUAUAGAUAUACUUCAUAGUACUUUGUUCUCUGCUUUUCAAAAAUAAAGUCUUUGGUUCACUCCGUGAACUAUUUAUCAAUUCUUGCCAUGUGAAGAAAGGUCUUAUGUUGUGUUUCCAGCUGUUGUUACAAAGAGCCUUUAUUUGUUCCAUAAUAGUACAAAGUCCUUCAUGAUAGAAAACUUCAGACUGGAUGAAUAUCCUGCGAUGUCAACAUGACCGAUGGUGAGUUGGGUGGAUGGCUAGUGAGUCAGAUUUGAACAUGAGGUUGUUGGAACCCAGUAAACGUCAUCAGUGGCAGCAAGCCGUAGCUUUCAAGUUUUAAUAAGAUGCACAGAAGGAAGCUGUUCUCAUUCAUGCUCUGAACAAAACAUGCUUUGUUAAUUGAUUGGGGUAGAUGUGAGAUGCUAGAAGGAGGGCAUUGUAACUUGCCAGGACUAUGAAUGUCGUCCCCUCUUUUCCUACCUGGUGAUAAAACUUCAUUUUGAAAGGUGACGGUAAAUCGUGUCAUUGCCGUACGACUUUGUCAAUUUAAACCCUAACUUCUGGUUUUGAAAAUUUGCCACUCACCCCAAUCACGAGCGUGUAUUUUUCUUUCUCUUGACAAAACUGAAGGCCGUGCAUAUUUAGCAGUUUUGCUCGGAUGGUGGCAUAUAAAUUGUCUCAAACUGUUAUCCAUUACAUAUGCAGAGUCUUCAAAAUCUUCUAAACAAGAGCCCUAUUUCAAGGACUGUAACAUGUAUAGUCUGCAGAACUUGAAAAAUAACAUCGGAUGCCUGGCGCUUGGAGUGCUCAGUAGACAUUCCAUUUUAUUGUUCUAAGUAGAGGCUUAUCUGUAUAUUUUUUACAAAGUGACUAUUUUGUGCUGCCCUGUUUGUUGGGGACUUGGGAGUAUGUUGGAAG
Messenger RNA from Budorcas taxicolor (takin), 2850 nucleotides. It is a transcript of the gene LITAF, whose product is annotated as lipopolysaccharide induced TNF factor. Gene Ontology annotation, biological process: regulation of cytokine production. The record is from RefSeq and is a predicted model, not a curated record. The coding region runs from base 52 to 537 and encodes 161 amino acids. Gene Ontology annotation, molecular function: zinc ion binding. The transcript has 4 exons. NCBI's taxonomy places the organism in Eukaryota, Metazoa, Chordata, Mammalia, Artiodactyla, Bovidae.